Molecule: messenger RNA, 597 nt
Organism: Rhododendron vialii
Lineage: Eukaryota; Viridiplantae; Streptophyta; Magnoliopsida; Ericales; Ericaceae
Exons: 2
Coding region: 78-581 (167 amino acids)
Source: RefSeq, a predicted model, not a curated record
UUCUCUUUACUAUUUCCAGGGACAAGGCAUGCGUGUUUUUUUUUCCAGUUUUACUGAACAAAAUUUAUGGAGUUGCUAUGGAGGAAUUCAGAAAUUUUCUGAAGAGUGGUUCUAUCCUCUUUAUUGAAUCCUUUGCUGGACACAUGCUCACAGCGGGGUCUGAUAUGCGGACAAGAUGUAUACUUGCAGAAUUAUUUGUCUCUGGGGAGCUACUUACACUUAUUGAGGAUUUCCUUAUAAACAGAAGAAUUCUGGUGUAUAGUGAUGUUUCUUCUCAUUCAUUAACCCUUCGUGGUUCAAUAGUUGACACCUUUCUGCACCAAAAAGAAGUGCAGCUGUCAUAUGAAACGGCUCUAACGCAUCAGCUACUGGCGGGGAGCAUUUUAUUAUCAGCAUUAUGUGCAGCGAUUGACUGUUUUGCGUUCUUAUGUAGGAUGUAUUGGUGCUUCCACAUGGAUUGGUGCCUUCCACAUGGAUUGAUGUAUUGUGCUUGUACUCUGAUUUAUUUUUUUGUAUUGUUGAAAGUUAGUGGAAAUUUUGUAAAGAAGGUACAACCUGGAAUUUGGAAAACAAUGGAGUAGAAUUUGGUUUAUUUUG